Chaetomium globosum CBS 148.51 is the source of this 435-nucleotide messenger RNA. RefSeq lists its product as uncharacterized. The transcript has 3 exons. The record is from RefSeq and is a predicted model, not a curated record. The coding region runs from base 1 to 435 and encodes 144 amino acids. Lineage: Eukaryota; Fungi; Ascomycota; Sordariomycetes; Sordariales; Chaetomiaceae.
AUGGACCGUUCCAGUGUCCACUUUGCUACACGAUCAUUGAGGCGAAAGAUGAAAUGUCAUGGAAGACCUUCGGCCAUCUGCCAGAAGGAGCAAUUCUCAUCGCCCGUAGAGUACAAGGAUCAUCUUGAAGUAUGCGGCGCCGGUAAACAGACGGCAGCUGAGCUAGACGCCAUGGUAAAGAUUUCAGAAGAACCAGUGACUCUCAAGCCAGGCGUCAAUUGCCCCUUCUGCCACCACUUUCUUCACUCGGUACGGCACUACCGAUGCAAUGUGGGCCGGCACCAGGAACAGCUUACGCUCUUUGCCCUCUCGCCACCUGAGGCUGUUAGCGACUCAGAUAGUCGUGCAGUGAAGAGCGAUACCCUCGCGACCGGUAACCGCUUCGAGGAGGACAAAAAGGAGUACUUGCACCGAUGGUUGGGAAAAGAUGUUUAA